This is a messenger RNA of Oreochromis aureus, 6281 nucleotides long. RefSeq names its product CMP-N-acetylneuraminate-beta-galactosamide-alpha-2,3-sialyltransferase 1-like. Gene Ontology annotation, molecular function: beta-galactoside (CMP) alpha-2,3-sialyltransferase activity. The record is from RefSeq and is a predicted model, not a curated record. The transcript is spliced from 9 exons. Bases 989 to 1993 code for a protein of 334 amino acids. NCBI's taxonomy places the organism in Eukaryota, Metazoa, Chordata, Actinopteri, Cichliformes, Cichlidae.
GUAACGUGUAGCCCGUUUACGCGAGAAAACCUGUUUCCAGCCUUCCCUCCUUCACGGAAACAAACUGAAACACACACCACAAGAAAAGCAAAAACGCACGGAUGUGCCGCUUGUUCCAGGAGGAGGGGAGUAAACCUCCUCCCAGCGCUGUCACAUUCAAACAGGCAACGGUGCGAGGUUGGCGCUAUCCCCCCUCUUCCUCCCUGCUCCUUUAAAUUGGAGCUUUGGAGCUGUGGCUUGUGACUGAUUUGCAUUAUUCCGUUGUUUGUGGAGCUGAAGCUGAAGCCGCCGUCACUCCGCGCGGGAAUAACGGGACUUCGCCCGCAGCUCCGGGGACUGACUUUAGAGGGCAGCAGAUUUUCACUUCAAACAACUUGGUGUUUGGAGCCAUUCAUCUUCCCCUCUACACUGACCAGAGCCCCUGUCCGGCCUGUGGCAUGAUGUAGCACUUCAAGAAGCAUACCAGUGUCAUUCCUCCACUAAAGCGAGAGCCAAAGCAGAGCCCUGCAUCUGAAUGGCAGUCUGACUAGGGUGUACCCUGCCUCUCGCACUGUGGUAGCUGGGAUAGGCUCCAUCCCUCCUGUGACGCUGGUGGAUUAUUAAACAAUGGAUGACACAACAGUCACUGACCUCAAAGAGUCAACAUCGGAGCAGUCAGUAAAUCGGAUUGAAACUCAUAAACCUGGGACCACCAGGCUGGAAGAACUGCACAGCAGAUUUAUCGUCCUUUGAUUUGAAAGAAAUCUGCAAAGAAGUCACAUUGAUGGAUUUCAUUGAGGACAUUUUUGACCCAAACCCUGAGUUGUCUGAAAAAUAACCGCACCAGUGUAUGCCAUUUUGACGCCAUGUUGCAUCUGAGUCACCUGUACCAUGUGGUCAGUGGGCUUGCUUUUUUCUCACACCUUUUGGACUCUAGAUUUAUCGUGAUGCUGCUUUUCUCUGUUGCACUCUCAGAGUUUCCCACAAGCGGAUUUUGACUAUUGACAACAUGCCUCUGCUCAAAGUCAGGAAAAUCAGGACUUUUACUCUCCUUUUUUGUGUGAUUACAUUUACAACUUUCCUGUUCAGCUAUACUUUCCGGGACCCUUCACUCUACUUCUUUAAGUACGCAUUUCGCCUGUCGGACAACUUCUUCUCCAAAGGCCUGUGUGCCUGUCGUCAGUGCAUAGCGGAGCUGGAGGAUGACCCGUGGUUCGCUGAACGCUUUAAUCAGUCCAUCCACCCUCUGAUGACCAGAGAGAACAGUGCCCUCUCCGAUGAGACCUUUAAGUGGUGGCAGUGGUUGCAGUCAGAGAGGCAGCCAGCCAACUUCAGCGAAGUGGUGGAGGAGCUGUUCCAAGUCAUCCCCGAUGAGGUGCUUUACAUGGACGCCAGCCCCGAGCGCUGCAGGACUUGCGCCGUCGUGGGGAACUCUGGGAACCUGAAGGGGUCCCAUUACGGUGGCCUCAUCGACUCCAGUGAUUUCAUCAUUAGAAUGAACCAGGCUCCCACCACUGGUUUUGAGGAAGAUGUGGGCAGCAGAACAACUCAUCAUGUCAUGUAUCCAGAAAGUGCCAUAGACCUGGACAAUAUUACUAGUCUGGUGCUGAUCCCGUUCAAGACUCUGGAUCUGCAGUGGAUUAUUAGUGCUCUGACCACUGGCACUAUUAAACACACAUAUUUACCUGUGAUGUCCAGGAUAAAGGCAAACAAAGAUAAGGUGUUGAUUUACAGUCCAACAUUUUUCAAAUACGUCUACGAAUCGUGGCUUGACAGUCAUGGACGAUAUCCUUCGACUGGUUUCCUCAGUUUGCUGCUCGCUGUCCACAUAUGUGAUGAGGUCAGUGUGUUUGGAUUCGGUGCAGACCAGUAUGGAAACUGGCACCACUACUGGGAGGAGAACCAUUUGGCCGGAGCUUUCCGACACACAGGAGUCCACGAUGGAGAUUACGAAUAUAAUGUCACCCUGCUGCUGGCAGACAAGCACAAAAUCCGAAUGUUUAAAGGCAGAUGAUACCGAGCCCAUAUGUGCAGCUGGAUGACCACCAAAUGAACCUCAGCAGCCUUUUAAUGUUUGUUACCCACCAAAAGAAAAGUGUUGUUUUCGUUUUAUUUCUUUAUUUUACGGAUUCCAAAGACAUUUUCACUAUUCUGCUCAGCCCAGUUUCCUGUCAUUUACUGAAGUGGCUGUUUAACAAAUGUCACUUCUAUUGUCACACCAGGAGACGAGGACAGGCCAUCCACAAGACAAAAUCAGCACUGCCACGGGAGACUGAGCAGAUAAUAGAAGAAGGGAGACGAAGAUGUAUUUUAAUAAGCAUGUUAUUAUAAAAAGCUGAAGUACUACUACAUAGUAUGUGUGUAAUCCAUGUGUCGCUUUUCUAUAUAACGAUGUCCAGCACUGUGGCCGCCAAAAGCUUUGUAUGCUAAUGAUCAGACCAAGUGCCGUAAUUACCGUUUAUGUGUGCAUAGACAUUCAAUUGCCUCUGUUGCAAAGUGUUUAAGUUUAAAUUGAUCCCCAAUAAAUGUAAAAGCAUUUAAAGCAAAAUCCUACAGACCUAACAUCAAAAUGCAUUUCCACAAUAUGGCACUGGUUUUUUACAUUGUAGCGAUGGACAUGCGAGAAAUUCUGCUGUUUUUUGUCAGACCCACCAAUUUUUUCAUGUGCAACUUUCACCAAAUAGCUAUUUAUUAACUUGCUUCCCUGAUUACAGCUGUAAAAUAAAGUUUAAUGACACUAAAGGGGUGCUUAAAAUUGAACCCAAAAUCUACCCCAAAGAAAUGGUUUUACUACAUUGGGACAUUUACAGAAAACCCACGGGACUGCAGCCACAUCUAUGGGAAAUACUUAAGUGUUCAGUCCAAAUGUCAAACACUUUGUCAUCCCUACUUACUAAGUUUUGCAGUGACCAUAUAGUCAUAUUUUUACUUUACUUGUGAUUAUAUUUCAUUUUGUUUCAUUUUUUUCAUUUUUAAGCCACAAUGCCUGAAAGAAAAUGAAGUCUCUAUCAAAAAGAGUCUAAAGAUGAUUAGACCAAAAAGCAUGGAGUUUUAAAUAUUUAAUGAAAAAAUAAUGUAUUCAGGCCCCCAAGGGAUAGAGGUACUAAUCUGGUUUUGGGUUUGCUGCUACUUUUAGCCACACUGAAAUACCUAAACUAGGGUGACCAACCGUCCUCUUUUCCCCGGACAUGUCCACUUUUCACAUUCUGUCCGGGGCGUCCGGGGGCAUUUUUGAGAUUGAUAAAAAUGUCCGGGUUUUCCGACAGAGGACCCAUAUGUGUGACGUCAUCCCCGAACUGCUGCUUUGUGAGCGCUUGUUCUGCGCUCACAGACGGGCAGCAACGCGCCUAUUAUAUUAUCAUUAUAAUGAUGUUUAAAAGAUCCCAAAGCGCAAGUGCAUCUUUUCAGACGAACUGCAAAAGACAUUUCCCUCAGACCAACCCAGUACUGGUAAUUUUUCUUAUGCAGAUGAGGUAUUAUUUCUGUACCAUUAUUUAAUUUCAGAGGUUUUUAAGUUAUUUUUUUUGCACUUGUUGACUUGUAAAAGCCUACAUGACAUAUUGUAUUUCACAAUUCAUUAACCGCACAGAGAAGGCAUCGUUUUAAUAUGUUAAAUAUAUUUCUUUAGGCAAGUUUUUCAUGACUGAGCCAAGUGUCCUCUUUUUUGGAAAUUAAAAUAUGGUCACCCUACCUAAACAACAAUCAGAUAAAUACAAUUUUCAACUGAUAGUCAUAGGGUUGACACUUUAAUUUUAUUUUGUUAUGCACUUUGUUUUGCGAACCAAUUGUUAGCUGUCUAACCUGCUAAGCUAUGAUGGGGAACAUGUUAAACAUUGUGCUUGUGCUAAUGAUGCUAGCAUUAUCAUAAAGAGCAUUUCAGCAUGCCAGCAUUGAGCCCAAGUUCCCCUGUGUCUCACAGAGCUGCUGAUAUAUGCAGUGUCUUAAUUUUCCCGCACUUAAGCUUAUUUUCUUCUUAUUUUGCUGAACAUUUGGAGGCUGUAGUGUUUUUUGUGACGCCAGUAUGUAUCUCCUAGCAAGUCAGAAUUAGCACUAAACACUAAAAAAUGCAGUAAGCUAGUUCCUUAGUUGUCACUCUCUGUGCUCACUGUGCACUGAGGGUACAAAUAAGACUUAGCUUUUUAAUCUUAUUCUUCUCAUUUUGCUGGCUAUUUCUUGACUCUGAUGGUUGAGAAGUAGACACACAAAUCUGAGCUAGCACGCUGGUACUCAUGGGCUACAUUUCAGUAUCCACUUCUUCUAUCAUUUGCUUUUUCAGAUAUGUCUCAGUCACAUAGACAGCAAUAGAAUGACAACCUCCUUGUGACUAGGAAAAAUCAGUCAUUGAUUGUACUGAAUUUUUUCACAUUGGCGACUGAUUUCAAAUAGUUGGGACGAACAACUGGUUGCCUAAAGGUUAAGUGUGUAACACUCAACAACUUGUUGUAACUCAACUGCUUGCCACCAAAAUUAUAAUCUCAUUAUAUCUUUAUAUAAAAGCAAAGUUGCUGAGCGCCACUGUCAUCUUGCAGUUAAAUGACCAUAAUGCAGCAACUACAUCACUAUUUGUGGAGGGAUUUCUCAAUUUUAAAUCCAUGGUUCUGGCUGGGUUAUAGCAGUUAAUGUAAAUUUCUGUUUAAUAUGAAUUUCUGUGGACACAGACAGCAUUGAAUUUGUAUUUUUCACCAGUUUAACACAGUUGAUCACCAUAUUAACAAAAACUGACUGCAUUUAAGUGCUAACUUGACCCCACUCAAUUGCAAACUGAUAGCAGACUAACUCCAUCUUAUUGCCGUUGCGUUGCCAUCUUUGAGUAGUCCCAGACCCGGUCUUUGUUUUCGAAGCAACUUCUUCAAAGGACACCAGUUCAAUCAUUUUGGUUUUCUCUAGUUGUAGAAUUAAAUUUUCUACCCACAAUUUAAGUGUUUCGUACCCAGUACAUAUGAGGAGAGAUGACUGUAAUGAAAAAUCUCUUGAAAUUUUCAUGAAUUAUAUGAAUUAUUUCCAUCUCUUUGACAGGGCUGGCCUGAGCUACAUAUUCAGAACACAGAGACCACAUCAGACAGGAUGCAGCGUGUGCUUCAGCUGCUUUCACUAAAAAUACCAUAAUGUGGCACCUUCCUGCUGCUUUAUGUGGCGGUGUGGGCGUGUUAAUAUGUAAAAUGUAACCGAGGUGAAACAGAAAAUAGUUUUAUUGCUCUUAUUUGUUCCCGUGAUCGCCACUCUCUCUCUCACUCAACCACUGUGGCUCUCUCUCGCUCUCUUUCUCAUUGAGCUGAGGUGAAGGGGGUCAGCUUUGAUGUUUCAAUGUAACUCACAAUUUCAGCAGAUUCUACAUUUGAAAUUGUAGAAUACCAAGACCAACUAAGUUUCUGUUCUAGAAAGUAGGAAAGUUUGGUGUUUGGAAUUUGUUGUUUCUUUUAUUAAAUCUGCUGGGCCAAAAGGACUCUACUGGAGACCUGCAGCUACCUGUGGAUUAAGAGUUGUGUUAUAGCAAAGCAAUCAAUGAGAUUGUGCCGGUGGGUGUGAUGGAAAAAUGACAGAGAGGUUUUCAGUGUUUGCAGCGUAACACAAACAGCAGGUUCUUUGUCAUUGAUCAUCAACACCUGACAUAUGAACCAGCCUAUACAGGGGUGCCUUAUCGUUGAAAUCAGUGAUGUAGUAUACAUUUUUUGGUGUAUUAUGUGACACAGUUUGUAAAUGAAAAGUACGUGUAAAGUGCCUUACAGUUAAAGUGUACUGUAUUGUUGUGUAAAUCUGACACUCUUAUGCUUGGUACACACAGUAUAGCUGUCUCAUUUAUUGUCAGUAAGAUGUCAACAUGUUUUGCACUUUUUGAUGAGGUGUCGCUCUGUUUUGUCCAGACUUUAUUAGCUUGCUGAUCACGCUGAACUCUCACCUUCUUAUUUUUACUCACAGACAUCUGACCUGAAAUGUUGUGCUUGUUCAGAUGAUGCAGGAGUUAGGCUUAGCUGCAGUAACAGGCUAUGAUUUGCUCCGUGUGCCUUGUAACAGAUUAGAGACAUUUGUCUGGCGGUUGUCUUUUCUUCAUUCUCGCACACACGAGCGGGACGGAGACAAACCACCAUUUGGUUUUUCCUGUCACCAUGAAUUCAUUCAGCUGCCACAGAAGACAACAGUGGUGUGAAUGUGUCAUACAGGGAGCAGGGAAUACUGCCACCUAGUGGACAAAAACGUGGGUCAGCAUUAACGUGUUUUCAUUUGUUAUUGUAUCAGUCGGUAUGAACUGGCACUUUUCAAACUGUAUUCAUUGUUUAUGGUUUAAAUAAACUGUAAGUAGUGCA